Meloidogyne enterolobii is the source of this 259-nucleotide messenger RNA. NCBI's taxonomy places the organism in Eukaryota, Metazoa, Nematoda, Chromadorea, Rhabditida, Meloidogynidae. The record is from the annotation of a GenBank genome assembly.
UUUUGUGUUGAGACGAAGCGUCCUCGUCGAAGGAUCUGAAUUUUAUGCCAAUUCAUUGCUGAAUUGGCAAGAACAGCAAUCGGUCGGUUCGAUGCACACUUUUAAGUGUUUCGUAAAGCCAGCAAGUGACCGGAGAUUGGUUGUGAGACCAAAUCUGUCUCGCCUCGUGUGUCGUUCUGGCGCCGACGAUGCUCGAGUGUUAUCGUGCAGCUUAACGCUUUUCUGGGUAAAAUUUAUAGAAUUCAGAUUUCGUGAGUGA